GUGCCGUUAAUUGCAAUCAAAAAAUUUUGAAUAUUCUAAUUUGUAUAAUUCGAUGCUAGAAAAACAAUUGCAAAAAAUGGAUUUGGAUUUAGCGACGUGCCUUUUUACUGGUCUGUCAACCGAAUGCUUGCAGGACAAGCGACUUAUUUGGGAAGAUGGUCAUUUCACAACAGCUACUCCAAAAAUAUUUGCCAAGGAAGUAAUCAGAUUUGUGCGUCGUAAGGAACUUCGUAGUAUUUCUAGUCCUUUCGAAAUAUCGGAUGAAUACUUCGCUCAUGCUUUCCAGUUGAAUAAAUUCUUAUUCCAAGAUUUAAUACUGGUACUUUGUCUGCGCACCUAUUAUCGACCAGAAGCGGACACUAAUCCCAUACCACUUGAUUUGCGUGUUCUUGCUACACUUACGUACUUAGCGCACGGCCAUUUUGGCGCACUAAACCAUUUGGAAGCCUUUCGAUUAUACCAAGUAAGCAUUCUUCAGCGUUGUGUACCUCAAGUGUGUCAGACAAUUGUACAUUUUAUGGCUACGGACUAUAUUGUUUUCCCUUCAAAUAAUCAUGUCACUUCGAGUAUUAAGCUUGGUUUUAACUCUCAGUUUGGUAUACCAAAUGUAGUAGGAAUACUGGAUUGUUUUCAUGUCCGGCUUUCCAAAGUAGAUCCGUCACAUAACCGUUCAUUCAGGUGCAGACACGGGAAUUUGGCUAUCAAUGUGCAAGUGAUCUGUGAUCAUACAAUGCGUUUCUUGGAUGUAAAUCCUCGAGCACCUGGAGGUGCUAGUGAUAUUUCCGUUUGGAAACGUAGUCACAUACAUGGUAUUGUGAAGAAUCUCUUUAAAACAGAACCAGCAUGGCUAAUAGCUGAUCGUGGCUAUAAAUUAGAAGAUAUUCUCAUUAAUCCGUACCGGUGUCCAAAUUCUAUAUCUGAGCUACGUCUUAAUGCAAUGCUGGAAAGAAUGCUUGGUGUAUUAGAUACAGCUGUCGUAAUGCUAACAUCGCGUUUUCGUUGCCUUAAAACGAUACUACCUUACAAUCAUCAGGCGGCAGCAAAUAUCGUCACUGCCUGUGCCACGCUGCACAACUAUUUGUUAUCCAAAGAUUGUGACAUCGAUGAACGUCGAAUGUCAAUUGUGCCAAUGCGCAAACCGUUGCCGAAUGCGAUCUUUGAAGAUAAAUGGUCUGCUGGCUACAAAAACCGUGAAUACGUUAAAGCUUACUGUUUUGGAGAUAAUUGACGUUUUCCCUACGGUUAAAAAAUGAAAAUAUUUUAAUUUUUAAGAAACUAAAGCUAACGUUUUUUUAUGUAUGUAUGCUGCAUUUUUUGUGUUAUUUAUUCUAUUAUAAAAUACACAUUUGUGUGUAUAUGUGUAUGAAUUUUAUCAAUUUGCUAUUUUUUCUAUUUAUUAUCGUGUGCGUUUUUUUUAUGCUUUAUCUUUACAAGCAUUUUUAACUUAAAUUUUUAGUUUUAUAUUGCCCGAGUCAUGCCUGUAAUGGAAUUUCGAGCAAGUAUUUUAUGUUGUACAGAAACAUCGUUACGUUGUAAAAUAUUAAAAACCAAUGUUUUGAAGUCAUUUAUCAAUAAGCUGCAUUAA
This is a messenger RNA of Anastrepha obliqua, 1585 nucleotides long. Its product is annotated as putative nuclease HARBI1. The record is from RefSeq and is a predicted model, not a curated record. The transcript is spliced from 6 exons. Bases 53 to 1228 code for a protein of 391 amino acids. NCBI's taxonomy places the organism in Eukaryota, Metazoa, Arthropoda, Insecta, Diptera, Tephritidae.